This is a messenger RNA of Notothenia coriiceps (black rockcod), 1752 nucleotides long. RefSeq names its product caldesmon, smooth muscle-like. The coding region runs from base 112 to 1218 and encodes 368 amino acids. The transcript has 12 exons. Gene Ontology annotation, molecular function: myosin binding; actin binding. The record is from RefSeq and is a predicted model, not a curated record. Gene Ontology annotation, cellular component: actin cytoskeleton. Gene Ontology annotation, biological process: angiogenesis; actin filament bundle assembly. Lineage: Eukaryota; Metazoa; Chordata; Actinopteri; Perciformes; Nototheniidae.
UGCAUGCUGUGCUUAUAAACCUCUGGCUGCUCUCCCUCAGCUGAUUUCCAGCGAGAACAGUCCCUUCGGUCGAUCAACCUGUGAGAAAGUGAAGAUAAUCUUCUUGGCAUCAUGGACGAUGACUUUGACCGCCGCAUGGAGCUGAGGAGGCAGAGGAGGGAGCAGAUGCGCGUUGAGACCGACAAGCCGGAUUGCGCUAAUGAUGAUGAUGAGGAGGAAGCUCGGGAGCAAAGAAGACGAGCGAGAGAGGAGAGGAAGAAGGGGACGAAGGAGUCAGAGGAGUCGGGAGGCCCUGAAGUGAUCGACACUAACAGGUAUGAGGAAAGUGCACAGCGUGUGGAAACCCCUGGAAGCAUCCGGUUUGUCCUUGAAUUGUCGGAAUGGUUGGUCAGGUCCGGAGAAGAGGAGGAGAAGAAAGAGAAGGAAGAGAAACCAAAGAAAUUUGGAUUCAAGGACAAGAACGAACCGGCCAAACUGAACACAGGACUCUUUGAGAAUAAACUGAAGAAAACAGAGAAGAGCCGGCAAAACGAUGCGGAGAGCGAGGAUCUGGAGAAGAUGAAGCAGAAGACGCAGAGCGCAGAGGCAGAGCUGGAGGAGCUGAAGAAGAAGAGGGAGGACAGGAGGAAGAUCGUAGAGGAGGAGGACAAGCUGAAGAAACAGCAGCUGGAGGACAAGAAAGCCAAAGAACAGGAAGAGAGGAAGAGGAUGAAGGAGGAGAUAGAGAAGAGGAGGGCAGAGGCUGCAGAGAAGAAGAAACAGAAGGAGGAAGAGUCUCCAAAUCCUGUGUUAGCUAUCACUCCCAAAGGCUCCUCAAAGAUCGGGGCAAAGGCAGAAUUCUUGAGCAAAUCAGCCCAGAAAAGCACCACAGCCAGAGCGUCUCACUCUCCAAUUGUGUCCAAGAUCGGCAACAGAAUGGAGCAGUACAACUCUGCCAUCCUGGGAAACAAAGACGUGAAAUCCCCCAAGUCUCCGAUGGCAGAUAUUCCUACAGGAGGAGCUCGCAGCAUAAAGAGCAUGUGGGAGAAAGGAAACGUCGGGGGCUCCUCUGAAAGUCCAGCCCCCGCCAACAAAGAUCUGGCUGGCAUCAAAGGAGGCGUGACUGGACGUGUCAACAGUUGGAUGGCAAAGCCUCCGGAGGCGGAGAAGACAGCAGCACCUGCACCAGCACAGCAGCAGCAGCAGCAGCAUCACCAGCAGCAGCAAAGCCAGCCGUAAGGCCUCAUAAAUCCUCCUCUUUACACGCACAUACACUCUAUUGUGAAUAAGACACCAGUGUUACUUCAAAAGAGUAAUCCGUUGAUAUUCUGCACAUGCUAAUGUGCUCAUUUGCACAUCAACAAGCCAAUCUUUUGUUGGCUGCAGGCAUUAUAUAUAUAUCUGAGAAGUUUGCUGCCUGGAGUCUAGUGACACCACAUGGACAGUUUCCUUCACAACAUCUGCUACUAAAGCCCCAACUCUCUCUGUGUAUUAUUCUUGACAUGAUGUGAAAGUUUUAACAUGUGUAUUUUAGCCUAAACAUGUGGAAAAUCAUCGGGUAGAAGAAUAUUAUACUCUUAUUGUUGGACAGUCGAACUACAAAGCUGAACAGCAGUAGUUGUGUGUGUGUCAGGUUGCUGAAUGCCAACAUGCCUGCUUGCAAUGCCAUUAAUUCAUCGCUCCAUACGUCAAUCACUUUAGACAAGAUUAUAUUACAGCCGUUACAGACCAGACUCCUACUUUUAAACAGUCCUCUUUUGUAUUGGACUCACU